Musa acuminata AAA Group (dessert banana) is the source of this 2289-nucleotide messenger RNA. RefSeq lists its product as uncharacterized. The record is from RefSeq and is a predicted model, not a curated record. Bases 973 to 2127 code for a protein of 384 amino acids. The transcript is spliced from 5 exons. Lineage: Eukaryota; Viridiplantae; Streptophyta; Magnoliopsida; Zingiberales; Musaceae.
AUGACCUAAGUAAAUUGGGACGAUGGAACGUCGAUGAGGGAGGGUGACGGUGGCUCCAAGCCACAUUUGGAUGUGGGAGAAUGGGAGGGCUUUGUGGGCUCCCGAGGCGUGGGUACUCUCCGGGGAUUAGGGUGCCCCCAGACUGAUGUGGCGUGCGGCUUAUCCGCGAUCGCGGUCAGAUCGGUCUGCUCCUGUGCCUCGAUCCAGGGUGGAGGGGCCGAUGCGGACACGACGGCGGUGGAUCGUGUCCGGUCUCACCGAGAAGAACCAGGCAGCUGUCAUGUUUCGGAUUUUAGGAUGCUAAGACUCGUCGAUCGUGACUCCGGCACUAUGAGCUCCAUGUGAAGAUGAGAGACUGCUGGAACUACAAACAAGCAGGUCUUUAAUGUGGUGGCUUAUCUUCUACCAUUAGUUUGGUGCAGGUUCUGUGAUCUCCGCAGCUUCUCAGACGCAACUCGGAGGGAAGCUGGUCAACGCUCCGAUCACACGGAGAGAGAUGAGCGCAUCCUCCGGUAUGUUGUUGAACGCAUGGCGCUGCCAGUGACUGCCAUCACCUCAUAUCAAUUGUUAGGAAGCUCUCCAUGUUGCUUUAAUGAAUGGUGAACCGAUUUCUUUCUUCGAAGCUGUCUUGCGGUUGAUUGUUUGGGAACCAUCUCCACGAAGAUGCAGAUAGAACCUCUCUGAUACGAAGAUGAAGACGAGAAGCAAUCAUCUUAUGCUACGAUGACUCAAAUUGUAAGCGCCACGGCAUUGUUAUCAGCUACCAAAGGUCAGCUUCUUAGAAGAUUUCAUCAAUGGACGACAUCUUGACCAACAAGCCACAGCCAGAUAUUUCCAUAACAGACGAAAGAUUUGAAAGAUCUGCUGUGAAAUAUCGGAGAAAAAACGCGAGAUCUUGGUGUAUUAGUAGCAGUACCAGAGCCAUCUUCACCUCCACAAACCUCAUCUCCGGGAACAACCAGGGCCGAGGAGAUGUUCACGACGAGGCCGCUCUCCGUCUUCAAGAACUCUGCUGGUGCUGCCGCCAUUCAACCACCACCACCGGCAGGGCCCAACUCAGGCUAUCUGCUUCUCCAGGACGAGGGAGCUGAACCAAACCCCUCAUGCUGCUGGGGGCUCUGUGAAGACACGAGGGUUCGAGAGCUCCCCUUCCCCCAGAACAGGAUCCUCACCAUCACCUACACGGAGGGCUCUCACACAUGGCAGUUGCCGGCCCUGUUCAUCCCCGUCCUCGACAAAUCGCUCUCCUCCAAUCACUACUACGUCAUCGUCGCAAAGGGCAAAAAGAAAGGGAAAGCGUAUACAUGCUCCCUGGAGGAAGACAUGACCACAUGCUGCUUCUGCCGGAGCGUCAACGAUGUCAAGCCGAGAGAGUUCGAUCACAGGGACAUCUACCAGCAGGUGGAGAUCGUCUGCAAUAGAGGCAGGUUCACCGCGCAGUCCGUAGCUCCGGAUGGGUUCGCUCCAUGGCCACUGAGGAGUAAGUACUGGGAGCUUUAUGCUUCGAAGCACACGGACUUCGACUUGACCGACGCCUGGGGGCUCGACAAAGCCCUUCGUGCCCGCACGCCCGCGUUGGAGUUGCCGAUAUCAGGCGCAGGUGGUGCUGGUUUGGUCGUGGGGAGGUGGUACGCCCCCUGCGUGUUCGUGAAGGAAGGAGAUAGCCUGCGGCGUCAAAUGGAGCGCUCGGCUUUCUACGAUAUCACCCUCGAGCAGCGCUGGGAACAGGUGUUCGCGUGCGAGAACUUGUAUGGCGAUCGGAGGACCGUGGAAGUCAAGGCUACUGUUGGGGCGGAGGGCGCGGUGUUGGGUGGCGUGGAGGCGACGCGAGACGGCGCAGGUGGACAGGACGCCGUGGUGUGGUACAAGCCGCUUGAUUUGGAGGGAGAGAGGGUGGGGCUGAGCUCCCCGGUAUGGGAGAGAAUGAGGUGGGAGCAGGGGAGGGGAGGGUGGGUCGGUGGUGAAGUGAAGGUGGAGAGGUCGGAGGAGUACGGAGGGGUGAGCCCGUGGAAGAAAUUUGGGUGCUACGUGUUGGUGGAGAGGUUUGUGGUGAGGAGGAUGGAUGGAAGCUCGGCCUUGAUAGUUGACUUCAAGCACACGGGUACGAUUCAAACCAAGUGGGAAUGACGGCGUUGCCGGCGGUCUGAUGGUCGCCGUACUCUUACUUCAUGCUUGCCAUUUGUGCCUUUUUCAUAUUAUUUUUGAACUUUUUGUUAGAUAAUUAAGAGAUACGGGAUAUUCUAUUUUGUUCAUUCUCUUUAUGAGUUAAGAAGGUAAAAUUUUUUUUCA